Molecule: messenger RNA, 6043 nt
Organism: Athalia rosae (coleseed sawfly)
Lineage: Eukaryota; Metazoa; Arthropoda; Insecta; Hymenoptera; Athaliidae
Gene: hlk
Exons: 28
Coding region: 28-5289 (1753 amino acids)
Source: RefSeq, a predicted model, not a curated record
AAAAUAGCCCUGGCAGUCAGUGCGGCGAUGUCGAGGGCGAAUGGUUCGCGGAGUUGGAGCGCCGUGCAGCCGUGCACUCCGACGAUCCUCCUAAUCGCGUUCCUCUUGUUAUCGGGGUGGUUUACCGGGAUAAGUGAUGCCGCUAAAGCGCGUCCUUCGGAGGAACCUUCCCGGGGGAACCGGCCGACCACUCCUAAGGAGGUCGAGCCGGUCAUCGAAGAGGUCAACGCUAAACAGCUAGAGAGAGCGCUCAACGACAAAGACUUUGUAGCCGUGUAUUGGUAUGCGAGAAGUUGUUUAACGUGCGAUAAGGUGCUUGCGGAAUUAGAAAAAAUAGAUGACGACACGGACACGUUCGGGGUGGAUUUUGUUAAAAUAAACGACAAACGAUUGGCCAAACAAUAUGGUAUCAAAACCUUCCCAGCUCUCACCUACUUCAGGGAAAAGGUACCAAUCAUCUACGAAGGUGACCUGAUGGACGAGGAAAAUGUCUUGGAUUUCUUAACGAGCUUGGAAGCGAUGGAUUUACCAGAUAGAAUUGAAGAAGUGAACGCAAAGAUUUUGGAAAAAAUUGUCGAAGAGACGGAAUUCGUCGCAGUACUUUUCUGUCCUGACACGAAGAGGUGCUCGGGUGUCAGCUCUAACAAACCAGACUGCAAAAAAUGCGCCAAGGCUCUUCAAGAACUGGAAAAUAUCGACGACGAAGCCGAUCAAUUGGGCAUCGGUUUCGUAAAAAUUGCCGAUGAAAAUCUCGCAGAUGAAUACAAUCUUGGACCACUCCCAGCUCUUGUCUACUACAGGCAUCAAAUUCCAAUAAUUUACGAGCACGAACUGAGCAAAGAAGAAGACGUAUUGGAAUGGCUUGUAGCGAACAAGAGUACAGGUGACGAGGAAGAUGUCAUUGAAGAUGUUACCGCCAAGACUCUGAACACCCUUAUCGGAAAUAUCGACAACCUGGUCGUUCUUUUCUACGAUCACGGAGACGAAGAUUCGAUGCAGGUUCUUACCGAGCUGGAAAAAAUUGAUGACGAUUGUGACAAGCAUGGUAUUCAGUUUGUAAAAAUUGACGAUGAUAAGGCUGCUAAGGAAUUUGGAAUUGACUCCGUACCCGCCAUCGUUUAUUUCGAAAAGGAACUACCCAAUGUCUACGACGGCGACGUUGAAAACGAGGAUGAAAUUUUAGAGUGGCUCUUGGCACAAUUGGAAAAGGAUGAAAUUGAAGACGUUACCGACGAGAUGCUUGACCGACUUGUGAAAGAAGGAAAAACUUUGGCGGUACUUUUCUACGAUAAUAAUGACCGGAAAUCUCAGCGCGUUUUGAACGAGUUGGAGAACAUCGACGACGAGUGCGACUCGCUUGGCAUCGUCUUCGUGAAAAUCGACAACGUUGAAGAGGCCAGAGAAUAUGGAAUUGAAAAGAUUCCAAGUUUACUCUAUUUCGAAAAGGGGAUACCCACCCUUUUCGACGGGAAUUUGGAAGAUGAGGAAAAAGUUUUGAAGUGGCUCGAUCACCAGCAAAAAAACGACCAGAUCGAAGACGUUACCGACGAGAUGUUGGACUUGGUCAUCGAAAAAAUGCCAUACGUCGCUGUACUGUUUUAUGACAAGGAUCAGAAGAAGAGUCAGAAAAUCCUCGCGGAGUUAGAGAACAUCGACGACGAAUGUGACCAGAAUAAUAUCGCAUUCGUUAAAAUCGACGACGAAGAAGAAGCGAAGGAGUACGGUAUCGACUCCCUUCCCACUCUUGUGCUUUUCGAACGGAGGAUACCUCACGUUUACGAAGGUGACCUCAUGAACGAAGAUCAACUGCUGGGAUGGCUCCUUCACCAAAAACGGCACAGUGAAAUUCCGGAGAUCACGGAUGAGAUGAUGGAAAAACUUAUCGAGACCACACCGUUUUUGGCUGUUCUUUUCUAUGACAAAGAUGACAAACAAGAUAUGAGAAUAUUGAACGAACUGGAAAACAUCGAUGACGAAUUGGAAAAAGAAGGUAUCGUCAUUGUUCGAAUGGACAACGAUGCGGAGGCGAAAGAAUUCGGAAUCGACCAUCUUCCGACCUUGGUUUACUUCGAAGAAAAAAUUCCUGCCAUCUACGAAGGAGAUCUUCUUAACGAAGAUGAGGUACUCAAGUGGUUGAUUGAGCAGAAGAAUACAGCUACCAUCGAAGAAGUGACGGAUGAAAUUCUCACCGAUUUAAUCGACGAACACGAAUACGUCGUCGUAUAUUUCAGCGGUAAGUGCGAGGAAGGCGAAGAAUGCGACAAUAUUCUGCUCGAGCUGGAGAACAUUGACGACGAAUUGGACGAAACUGGAAUAAUAUUUGUUACGACCGAGGACACCGGUAUCGCCAAGAAACAUGGAAUCAAAAAUUUCCCGACUCUCGCUUUCUUCAGGAACAAAGAUCCGCUGAUAUACAACGGUGACAUCGAAGAUGAGGACGAAGUACUGUCUUGGGUAACGGAUGAAAACACCCUUCAAAUACCUGGAAAAAUUGAAGAGGUCAAUUCAAAGAUGCUGGAGAACAUAUUGGACGAAAACGAUCACGUCGUCAUAUUUUUCUACAGAGAAGGAGAUAAGAAGAGUCAGAAGAUUCUCCAAGAGCUUGAGAACAUCGAUGACGAAUGCGAAGAGAAGGAUAUAGAUUUCGUUAAAAUAUCCGACGAGGGUAUCGAGAAGGAAUACGAUCUUCCGAGUCUUCCAGCUCUCGCCUUCUACCGACACAAAUUCCGUCAGAUUUACGCCGGUGAUAUGAUGCAUGAAGAAGCCAUCUUGGAUUGGGUACUGGACCUUCAUAGUUCGCAACCGGACAUCAUUGAGAGUGUCGACAGGAAGACUCUCCAAUUACUCAUCAACGACGUCGAGCAUCUGGCCGUAUUUUUCUAUGAUGACAAGUGUGACAAUUGUCCCGAGAUACUAGAGGAACUCGAGACAAUUGACGACGACACGGACAAACAUGGCAUUCAGUUUGUCAAGUCUAAAGAUGCCAAAUUGGCUGCUGAAAUUGGCAUCUUCUCAUUCCCAGCACUUGUUUAUUACGAGACUGGUGUGCCCAUCAUGUACGACGGUAACCUUCUGGACGAAGCUGAAGUACUGAACUGGAUGGUCAAGCAGAAGAAUGAUGCGAGUAUAGAAGAAAUCGACAGGGAAACUUUAUUCAAGUACAUAGAGACCAAGGAAUUUCUCGCCGUCAUAUUCUACAAAGAAGAGGACCCGGAAAGUCCGCGAGUCCUGAGGCACCUGGAAUUGAUCGAUGACGAGGCGGCGGAAUACGGGAUAAAGAUCGUUCAGAUGAGCGAUCGUCUGAUGGCGAAGAAGUACGGUUUCCGGAAUCCACCCGGUAUCACGUAUUUCCGUAAGGGAAAGUACAUCAACUACGACGGAGAUAUCGACGACGAGGAAGAGAUUCUUGAUUGGUUGACCAAUCCCGAAAAUAUGGAACUUACCGAUCACAUAGAACGCGUGAAUCGCAAAAUGUUUCACAAGAUUCGUCAGACGUCGGAUUACGUGGCAGUUUUCUUUUACAGCAACGACUGCAAACAGUGCAGUCGGGUAUUGGCGGAAAUCGAGCACAUCGACGACGAAGCUGACGGCGCAGGGAUUAAUUUUGUCAAAAUUGACGACAGACAACUUUCCAAAGAAUUCGGUGUAUUCGCUUUACCGGCCAUAUUAUUCUUUAAAAUGGGCUCCAAGGAACCUGUCAUAUACGCAGGCGACCUUUACGACGAGGAACAAAUUUUACAGUGGCUUUUGACCCAGAAAGAUCCAUCUGGAGAAGUGAUCGAGGCUCUGGAGGGAGAAGAUCUUCUUCAUCUUAUUCGAGAAUCUGACGCCCUGGCUGUGUACUUUUGGAACAGAACUCUCUGCGACUUGUGCCAGUCGAAAGCAUAUCGCAAGCAGAUGCGUCAAAAAAAGGAGCUGAAGAACACCGAAGCUGAGGUUGCAGAAGAUAACGAUGAUGGUGACGACUGCGAACAGUGCGCUGGAAUUCUCGAGGAGCUUGAAAAUAUCGACGAUGAUUGCGACAGGCAUGGAAUAACCUUUGUCAAAACUCAGGAUUACAAGAUAGCGGAGGACUACGGUGUCACAGAUUUUCCGGUUCUCGUUUACUUCGAAAAACAAACACCUAACGUAUUCGAAGGGGAGUUGUCGGAAGAGGAGGAGGUCCUGCAGUGGUUGAUUACCCAGAAGACCGAGGACAGAAUCGAACUGAUUACUCGGGUAAUGUUGGAAGCUUCGGUCGAGGACACUCAGUACUUGGCAGUUUACUUUUAUAAACAAAACUGCCACAUCUGUGACGAAAUACUGGAUGGACUGGAACGGAUAGAUGACGAGUGCGACGUUUUUGGAAUUCAUAUGGUCAAAAUUCAGGAUCCCCAAUUGGCUAAACGCUACUCGAUUAAAACCUUCCCGGCACUCGUUUACUUCAGGAAUGGAAAUCCACUUCUGUUCGAAGGUGAUUUACAAAACGAGGAUUCCGUUCUUGAGUGGUUAAUCGAUGAUGAUAAUCGUGAACUCGCUGACGAGAUCGAAUCCGUCAACGAGCGGAUGUUGGAACGUCUUUUAGACGAGUCUCCAUUCUUGGCUGUAUUCUUCUACGACGAAGAUUGUCCAGAGUGCGAUGAAAUAAUGGAAGCUCUCGAAAAAAUCGACGGAGAAGCCGAUCUCUUCGGUAUAGAUUUCGUGAAAAUAUCGAGCGCCGAGGCUGCCGAAAAGUAUAAUAUUCUGAACGUACCUUCGUUGGUUUACUUCCGUAAAAAAACUCCUCUGAUUUACGACGGCGAUCUAAAUCAAGAGGAUAAAAUUCUUCAAUGGUUGACGUCGCAAGACGUUUUCGAAAUAAAAAAUGAAAUCGAAGAGGUCAACAAAAAAAUGCUCGACAAAUUAUUGGACGAAAAUGAAUUCCUCACCGUAUUCUUCUACGAACACAACAACCUUGAAAGUGAAGCGGUCAACGAAAAGCUAGAGAAUAUCGACGGGGAAACUGACAAUUUGGACAUAACUUUUGUGAAAAUGUCCGAUCCUCGCUACGCCAGAAAAUGGGGCGUCACCAAACUCCCUGCAAUCGUUUACUUCCGGAAGAGGUUCCCAAGCAUUUAUCGAGGUGACCUUUACAACGAAGAAGACGUCCUCGACUGGCUGAGAAAGAAUAGAUUCCGUCAACCAGAACUGAACAUCUACAUGUACGCUCUUCUCGCGAUAACAAUACUUUUCGCUAUGUACACCGGUUUUCUUUUAUCCUGUUUCCGUUCCGAACCUCCGGCGCCUGUUCCUCAUCCAAAACAGGCGUGAGAGGAGGGUAGAUAUCUGGCGAGAAUUAUCGUCAGUUGACACGGACUCGAAAGAACGACGUAUAACUCGAAAGGGUGAUCGGGUGUAUCGAUAAUGAUAAUUGCAAUGUAUUUUCCAUUAUUAUUUUAAAACAUCAUUGAAUGCGGAACAUGUGAUGGCAUUAUUGAAACAUCCGUAAAGCCGUAUAAUUCCAAUAUUAAAAUAGAUGAAAAAAAAAAAAAAACGCGCUGCGUUAGGCGGUCAUGUAACUUGGGGUGACUCUAAGUUUCUAAAUACUAGCUAAUAUAAGAUUGAUUCUUGAUUGUUCACGAUAUAUUCGGUGAACUCCAUAUUCCUGCCGUUCAAGAUGUAAACCCUGAAUAAAAUCAGAGCAAUUUGCGAGCUGAAAUCACGAAUUAUCGAAAAUUAAAUUGAAUACUGCGAAAAAAUCUGUUCCACGAAUAAAAUAACCCUGAAAUCUCGUUUGAUUACAAUAUUCAAUCAUUCGUUUAUCCAUUAAAAAAAAAAAUCCAUAGCGUAUACACUAUUUAUUAAUCAAAAGAAAACCAAAAACUAAAUUAAUAAAUUAAAUUAAACGAGCGUCUAUACAAUAAAUAAAAAUGAAUAGCUUACUAAUAGUUUUAAUUUAUGUACCCGAACAUGUAAAUAUACUGUUACACGUGCCUCGUUUCAUCAUUUUGUUGACAUGUUUGAAAUAAUUAUUAAUGUUAUUACUAUUAACAAAUAAAGGAAUGAACCCUUGGACCAAUCCUAA